This is a messenger RNA of Macadamia integrifolia, 4975 nucleotides long. Its product is annotated as myosin-2-like. Gene Ontology annotation, biological process: actin filament organization; vesicle transport along actin filament. The record is from RefSeq and is a predicted model, not a curated record. Bases 578 to 4285 code for a protein of 1235 amino acids. Gene Ontology annotation, cellular component: actin cytoskeleton; vesicle; cytoplasm. Gene Ontology annotation, molecular function: actin filament binding; ATP binding; microfilament motor activity. Lineage: Eukaryota; Viridiplantae; Streptophyta; Magnoliopsida; Proteales; Proteaceae. The transcript has 24 exons.
AGUUGGGGUUGGAGCCUUGGAGGCUUUGAGCUGUUUCGAUUUCCUUUUAUUAUCCUUUUCCAGAUCUAUAGCGGAUGUGAUGAGAGAGAUCUGCAAAAAUGGCCAAAAAUGGAACGUCUCUGAAAUUUGUUUUCUUGAUAAAGGAAAGUUUUCUUCGAAGGAGGUUUUGAUUCUUUGAAUGGAAGAAGGUGGGUUUUAGGGAAGCUUUUUGAAGAUUUUAACGGCCAUGAACCUCUUUUUAUUGGCCAUUGAUCCUAUGUUAGUUGUUGCUACUUGGGUAUUAAAUGAAGGAAAAUUCUUAUAUGAUCAGCAAAUGCAGUGGCAGAACGUGUCUUAUUUUCUGGAUUUUUCGUUUUUUUCGAUGAAAUGACUCGUGAUUUGUGCUGAGGCUACUCCGUUUGAGAAGAUUUUUAGGGAGUUUGUGAUGAAUUUUUAGAAAUUCAGUGCUUGAAUUCGUUGACCGAGGCUUGGUAAAAUUGAAUUUGGUGUUAGCUUUUGUAAAAUUAGUUGAUGGUAUUCUCUGAGAAAUUCUCUCCGUAGGACGAUUUUGGGAUCUGGUAUAAGGGGUUUCGGAAUCAUGUUGUCUGCAGUGUCGCAUUUGACCUCUUCUCGUAGCUCGCUGGAAGAAAUGCUGGAGUCUCUCCGGCGAAGGGAUGAGCGGCCAAAGGACAUACCCCCAGCAUUGCCCACUCGCCCCACCUCAAGAGCUCGGCUUCCGUCGGCAAGAAGGUCGUUACCCCUUAACUUUAAAAUUGGUGAUUCUGACCUUAACUUUAAAAUUGGUGAUUCCGCUAAUGAGUACCCGGCUAAGGAUUCUGACGAGAAGGAAGAGAAGAAGAAGAGUCGGGGUCUUCACCGGGGAGACAGAGAAGCAGGCUCCAAACGUGCCAGUUUUGGAAGCAAAAAGAUGAUCGUCGUCCGGCCCUUAGAAUCGCCCUAUACUAAGAAGCCUAGUGAUGGGGAGAAUUAUGGAGAAGAUACAGCUGGUACAGAUUCUAAUCAUGCAGCUGCACCUUCGACCUUGCCACAAUCACUUGAGGAACCUGAGUUGGGGGACAACGUUAACUAUUUUCUGAAGAAGAAACUUCGGGUUUGGUGUCGGCUCUCAAAUGGCCAGUGGGAGUCAGGAAAGAUUCAAUCAACUUCCGAGGAGGAAGCUGUUGUUUUGCUUUUAAAUAGCAGUGUUGUGACAGUGCCCAUAGGGGAUCUCCUACCUGCGAACCCUGAUAUCCUUGAGGGCGUGGAUGAUCUUAUACAGCUUAGUUAUUUGAAUGAGCCAUCGGUCCUUCACAACCUUCAAUACAGAUAUCGUCAUGAUAGGAUUUAUAGCAAAGCAGGGCCUGUUUUGGUUGCAACAAACCCCUUUAAAGUUGUCCAACUUUAUGGAAAUGAUUUUGUCACAGCAUAUAGGGAGAAACUUAUGGACAGUCCUCAUGUCUAUGCCAUAGCUGAUGCUGCCUUCAAUGAGAUGAUGGCAGAAGACAUAAACCAAUCUAUAAUCAUAAGUGGGGAAAGUGGAGCUGGAAAGACUGAAACAGCAAAAGUUGUGAUGCAAUAUUUGGCUGCACUUGGAGGUGGCAGUGGAAUAGAUAAUGAAAUUCUUAGGACAAAUUAUGUAUUGGAAGCUUUUGGCAAUGCAAAAACGUCCAGGAAUGACAACUCUAGUCGAUUUGGGAAGCUGAUUGAAAUUCAUUUUAGUAGAACAGGGAAAAUUUGUGGUGCUAAGGUUCAAACUUUUCUGCUGGAGAAGCAGUCUAGAGUGGUUCAGCUAGCUAAGGGAGAGAGGUCAUACCAUAUCUUCUAUCAACUUUGUGCUGGUGCCCCAUCAUUUCUAAAAGAACGGUUGAACCUUAAAACGGCUAACGAGUAUGAGUAUCUUAAGCAGAGCAAUUGCUUGACAAUUGUUGAUGUUGAUGAUGAUGCUCGGAAGUUUCAUAGUCUAAUGGAAGCAUUAAAUAUUGCUCAACUUGGCAAAGAAGAUCAAGAGAGUAUAUUUGCAACACUUGCUGCCGUCUUAUGGCUCGGAAACAUUUCCUUUCAAAUAAUGGAUAAUGAAAAUCAUAUUGACGUGGUGUCAGAUGAAGCUGUGUCAAAUGCUGCCAAGUUGAUGGGUUGCAAAGCCCAGGACCUAAUUUCAGCUUUAUCUACUCGUAAAAUUCAAGCUGGCAAUGAUGAUAUUGUGCAAAAGUUAACAUUAUGGCAGGCCAUUGAUACAAGGGAUGCAUUGGCGAAAUCCAUCUAUGCAAGCUUGUUUGACUGGCUUGUUGAACAAAUCAACAGGUCACUUGAAGUAGGGAAACAGCGCACAGAGAGAUCCAUUAGUAUCUUAGAUAUCUAUGGAUUCGAGUGCUUUGAAAAGAAUAGCUUUGAACAGUUUUGUAUAAACUAUGCAAAUGAGAGGUUGCAGCAACAUUUCAAUCGUCAUCUCUUAAAACUAGAACAAGAGGAGUAUUCAGAAGAUGGUAUUGAUUGGACACAAGUUGAUUUUGAGGACAAUCAGGAUUGUCUAAAUCUCUUUGAGAAGAAACCAUUGGGCUUACUCUCUUUAUUGGAUGAGGAGUCAACUUUCCCCAAAGCUUCUGAUUUGACCCUUGCCAAUAAGCUUAAGCAGCAUUUAGAUGGUAACCCUUGUUUUAAAGGGCAAAGAGGUGGGGCUUUCAGUGUUCGCCAUUAUGCUGGGGAGGUUCUGUAUGAUACAAGUGGCUUCUUGGAGAAGAAUAGAGAUCCCCUACACUCUGAUUCCAUUCGACUUCUUUCAUCAUGUAGUGGUAAACUACCUCAGUUAUUUGCUUCCAAGUUUCUUAAUCAAUCACAUAAGCCAUCUGAUUCGAAAAGGCAAAGCGUCGGGACAAAGUUUAAGGAUCAACUAUUCAAAUUGAUGCAGCGGUUAGAGAGCACCACGCCUCACUUUAUUCGUUGCAUAAAACCAAACAGUAAGCAACUUCCUGGUUUGUAUGAACAAGAUCUUGUCUUACAGCAGCUCAGAUGCUGUGGAGUCCUGGAGGUUGUCAGGAUAUCAAGAUCCGGGUACCCAACACGAAUGACACACCAAAAGUUUGCGAAAAGAUACGGGGUUCUUCUUUCAGAGAAUGAUAUAUCCCAGGAUCCAUUAAGUAUAUCAGUUGCCAUUCUUCAGCAAUUUAAUGUCCCUCCAGAAAUGUAUCAAGUUGGUUAUACAAAAUUAUUCUUCAGAACAGGGCAGAUUGGUGCACUGGAAGAUAAAAGAAAGCAAAAAUUAGGAGCGAUUCUUGGUAUCCAAAAAUGUUUCCGUGGUCACCUAACACGUCAUUAUUUCCAUGAUCUCAGGAGAGGAAUAACUACACUGCAAUCAUUUAUCAGGGGUGAAAACGCAAGAAAGCAGUACCAACUUUUGACAAAGAAGCAAAUAGCUGUUGUUCUCAUACAGAAGCAUAUGAAACAGAAAUUGGCUCGGAGAACACUUCAUGAUCGGCAGAAUGCAGUCAUAUGUCUGCAAACUGUAAUCCGUGGUUGGUUGGCUAGACGGUGUUUUAAUGAGAUGCUGAAUACAAAAAUGGAAAAGCUAGACAGCACUAGUGCUGAGAGUAAGCCAGACUGGAAAAUUUCAGAAAUGAAGGUUCUGGACAACGAGCAAGUUCAGGCUCAAUCUUCAGUGUUGGUAGAACUUCAAAGGCGUGUUCUGAAAGCAGAAGAAGCACUGGGAGAAAAGGAAGAGGAAAACGUGGCAUUGCGGAAAGAACUUAAGCAAUUUGAGAUGAGAUGGUCAGAUUAUGAGGCUAAGAUGAAAUCCAUGGAGGAGAUGUGGCAAAAGCAGAUGACAUCUUUGCAGAUGAGUCUAGCUGCAGCCAAGAAGAGUCUUGCAGCUGAUGACAUUGCAGGCCAACCAGGAAGGACCGAUGCUUCACCAUUGCAUCAGUAUUAUGAUUCUGAGGAUACAAUGUCUGUGGGGACCCGUACUGGUGGCAGCACCCCUGCCAAGUUUCCCAAUCACACAUCUGACCUUAUACCAGGACGAGUGUCUAAUGGUGGGCUCAAUGUAGUGAGCCACCUAGUAAAGGAGUUUCAACAACAGAAGCAGGUAUUUGAAGAUGAUGCAGGGUUCCUUGUAGAGGUAAAGUCAGGGCAGCAGUCUGGUUCCGGCCUGAACCCUGAUGACGAGCUCCGGAAGCUCAAGAUCAGGUUUGAGUCAUGGAAGAGAGAGUUCAAGGUUCAAUUAAGGGAGACAAAGGCAACACUUAUCAAGAUCGGGAACUCGGAACCAGAGAAGAGCCGUAAAAAAUGGUGGGGGAGCAUGAAAUUCAGGUGACAUUGUAUUUCUUGAAGGUUGUUUUCAUCUUUGCGGGCUCAGUUUUAGGCUGUGCAACCUGUACUGGCCAGUUUACAAUGCGUAAGCAGCCAGGUUUCUUGCAGGACAUGGCACAGAGAGGGAGAGAGAGAGAGAGGUGGAUCCAGUGCAUAGCGCAUUGGUUGCAACCUCUGCUUGAAGAGCAGGCGCCAGGAGUGUGGAUGGUCUAAGGGUCGAUCCUGUCACAUGUAUCCCUCCUUCCUAUCAUUCCCCCCUCCCCCUCUAGUUUAUGUGAGUAAAGUCCCAUUAGGCAGUUCCUUAGUAUGUAAUAGCAAAAAAAAAAAAAAAAAGAGAGUGCGCUAGCUUUGAGCAGUGUUGGGCAGCAGUUGGUUAAAAUGGUUCACAAAUGUUCUGUUUACCAUUUUCAGCUGUGGUUCCCAUCCUCCUGCCAGCAUUUGGGAUGUGAGAGGAUGGGGUGGGGGGCAUUUGGUUGUAUAUCUACCAUUUUUGUUACUUUGUUAGAGGGGUCGGUAAUACAUUAUAGUCCAGACGUAUGUUAUAAGGAUUCCUUCUCUUUUUUUUUCUUUAUAUAUAUAUUAUUAUUUAAUGGUUGGUGGGGUAUAUUUGUGUAGAUUUUGAUUCAGUUGAUGAAAUCCCAAAAUAAAUAGUAUAUGUAAAUGAUUAUAUCAAAUGGAAAUAAUGUCUUCUACA